AUGAGAUUGGAAGCCGCCGGACACAGUCUUAAGCUCUCGGCAGCCGCCUUGGCUGCCACCGUUAUCGGUAGUGCUUCUGCAGACUCGAUCAAUCCCCAGCUUCGUCUGGCCUACCACGGCAAUGAUGGCAUGAUUGUCAGUUGGAACACCAUGUCCCGGUUGGACAGCCCAACUGUGCAGUGGGGUCUCUCUAGAUCCAAUCUCAAUAACACGGCUCGUUCAAAUGUGUCUGUCACUUAUCCGACCUCGCUGACUUACAACAACCACGUCCGCAUCACUGGCCUCAUGCCCAACACCACUUACUACUAUUUACCAAAGUCUCUGAACUACACCAGCGAUUGUCUAGAGCCUCUUACCUUCACCACCAGUAAAGCCGCCGGUGAUGACACAUCCUUUUCAGUGGCUGUCGUGGUGGACCUUGGCACUAUGGGCAGCAGAGGCCUGACAACGUCGGCCGGCUCUGGCGUAAGCCAGACCAAUAUCCUGCGGCCUAACGAGACCAAUACGAUCGAGUCGCUCGCUAGCUUCAAGGAGGGAUUCGAUUUUGUUUGGCAUCCUGGCGACAUUGCAUAUGCCGACUAUUGGCUGAAGGAGGAGAUCCAGGGCUUCCUGCCCAACACCACGAUUGCCGAUGGCUCCAAAGUGUACGAGUCGAUUCUAAAUGAUUUUUACGACGAAAUGAUGGCAGUCACAGCUUCGAAGCCUUAUAUGGUCGGUCCUGGCAACCAUGAAGCAACCUGCGACAAUGGUGGCACCACGGAUUCGGCGAAGAACAUCACCUACACCAAUAGCAUAUGCAUCCCUGGUCAGACCAAUUUUACCGGCUACAAGAACCACUUCCGAAUGCCCAGUGAUGUGUCUGGGGGCACCGGCAACUUCUGGUACAGCUUCGACAAUGGCAUGACUCACUUCGUGCAGCUCGACACCGAGACCGAUCUUGGUCACGGAUUUAUUGGAGCAGACGAAAUUGGCGGUACCGAAGGCAUGGGCGCCUCUCCAAUGAGUACCAUCCUGAACGCCCAGACAACAUGGCUAGAAGCUGACUUGGCGGCGGUCGACCGCUCUAAGACACCGUGGGUUGUCGUCGCCGGCCACCGGCCCUGGUAUCUUAGCCACGCUAACGCCAGCGGUACCAUCUGCUGGACCUGCAAGGAUGUAUUUGAGCCGCUGCUGAUCAAGUAUAACGUCGAUCUGGUACUUUCAGGCCAUGCUCAUGUCUAUGAGCGUCAAGCGCCACUGGCUGAGGGAAAAAUUGACGAAAAUGAGCUCAACAACCCUGUCUACCCAUGGUACAUCACAAACGGUGCUGCUGGACACUACGACGGACUGGAUUCGCUACAGUCGCCUCGUCAGAAUUACAGCCGUUUUGGUCUCGACACAACAAAUGCUACCUAUGGAUGGAGCAAGUUGACAUUUCACAACUGCACGCACUUGACGCACGACUUCGUGGCUAGCAACAAUGGAAGUGUUCUAGACUCGGCCACCUUGUUCAAGAACCGGACCUGUGCCGCUAAUACAAGUCAAGAAGACAUCAACUUCCCAACGGUUCCCUUGUCUAGCAACACUACAAUUCCCAUGAUCAGCGGGUCAUCAUCCCCCAAGACCACCGGUACCACGACUCCCGUUGUUAGCUCAGCCACUGGUCCGAAGUCUCAAGCAUUUUUCGCCUUCGCUGCUGCUUUAUUGAGCCUGGCAGGUCUGUAA
Messenger RNA from Pestalotiopsis fici W106-1, 1704 nucleotides. RefSeq lists its product as uncharacterized. Bases 1 to 1704 code for a protein of 567 amino acids. NCBI's taxonomy places the organism in Eukaryota, Fungi, Ascomycota, Sordariomycetes, Amphisphaeriales, Sporocadaceae. The record is from RefSeq and is a predicted model, not a curated record. The transcript has a single exon. Gene Ontology annotation, molecular function: acid phosphatase activity; metal ion binding.